Molecule: messenger RNA, 1268 nt
Organism: Vicugna pacos (alpaca)
Lineage: Eukaryota; Metazoa; Chordata; Mammalia; Artiodactyla; Camelidae
Source: RefSeq, a predicted model, not a curated record
GCGAGUUACCCUAUUUUAAGGCCAGGCUUUUCGUUGGAGGGGGCGAUAAUUGCGGGCGUCUCGGGUAAAGCCCUCCCCGUCCACCCUCAGGUGCAACAUGCCAGUAAGCAAAUCGCGGCCGACAAGCAGUACAAAGGCAUCGUGGACUGCAUCGUGCGCAUCCCCAAGGAGCAGGGCGUGCUGUCCUUCUGGAGGGGCAACCUGGCCAACGUCAUCCGCUACUUCCCCACGCAAGCCCUCAACUUCGCCUUUAAGGACAAGUACAAGCAGAUCUUCCUGGGGGGCGUGGACAAGCACACGCAAUUCUGGAGGUAUUUCGCUGGCAAUCUGGCCUCUGGAGGCGCGGCCGGAGCCACCUCCCUCUGCUUCGUCUACCCGCUGGAUUUCGCCAGAACCCGCCUGGCAGCCGACGUGGGGAAGUCCGGCAAGGAGCGGGAAUUCAAAGGCCUUGGAGACUGUCUGGUGAAGAUCACCAAGUCUGAUGGCGUCCGAGGCCUGUACCAGGGCUUCAACGUCUCCGUGCAGGGCAUCAUUAUCUACCGGGCCGCCUACUUCGGCGUGUAUGACACCGCCAAAGGCAUGCUCCCCGACCCCAAGAACACCCACAUCGUGGUGAGCUGGAUGAUCGCGCAGACGGUGACGGCCGUGGCCGGCGUGGUCUCCUACCCCUUCGACACCGUGCGCCGGCGGAUGAUGAUGCAGUCGGGCCGCAAAGGAGCCGACAUCAUGUACAGGGGCACCCUGGACUGCUGGCGCAAGAUCUUCAGAGACGAAGGGGGCAAAGCCUUCUUCAAGGGCGCCUGGUCCAACGUCCUGCGCGGCAUGGGCGGCGCCUUCGUGCUGGUCCUGUACGACGAACUGAAGAAGGUCAUCUAGGCGCCGCGGGCCCGGGCCCGCAGGGCCCCGGAGAGUGAUACUGACACCUAACUGUUACGGACCACUGACCUUCGAGAAAUUCCAGGCCUUGCGGAGGGCCGGGCAGCUCCGGCCGAGGGCGCGUUGUCAGCGCGGCCGUCGGCACCGUGGGUCCAUGCGUUGAUUGGGGGGAGGGGAAUCAUGGUGUCUUCGUGGGUCCACAGGUGAGGCAGCUCCGCCAAGGCAGACCUAGACUCCAGGUGCUUGUAGGACCAACCCGUGUUUAAGUAUUUAUUUAAAACAAAUCAUGUCUCCCAUUUGUACUUAAGCACUAUUCUCUUUUGCACAGCCGAAUACUUGCAAUUACGUUGUACGUUGGGCAUUCCGCUACAGAAUAAAACCGGGACUCAAGA